Messenger RNA from Cladocopium goreaui, 1692 nucleotides. Lineage: Eukaryota; Dinophyceae; Suessiales; Symbiodiniaceae. The record is from the annotation of a GenBank genome assembly.
AUGGAGUGGUGGGAUGACCUUUGGCUGAACGAGGGCUUCGCCAAUUGGAUGCAGACCUUUUGCUCGGAUCGCUUGUUUCCGCAGUGGCACAUCUGGGAGUCCUACGUUGGGAUGGAACAGCAGAGAGCUUUGCAGUUGGAUGCCUUGAGAAGUUCCCAUCCCAUUCAAGUGCCAAUCAAAAAGGCCGAGGAGGUGGAAGAGGUCUUCGACGCUAUCUCUUACUGCAAGGGUGGCAGUGUGGUGCGGAUGAUCUAUCGGGUCCUGGGGGAGAAGCACUUCCAGGAAGGUUUGCAGUUGUACUUCUCGCGACACAAAUACAGCAACACCCGAACCAUCGACCUUUGGAAUGCCUGGAAGGAAGUGUCUGGAAAGCCCAUCGACAAGAUGAUGAGUUCAUGGACUGAACAGAUGGGUUUCCCAGUGCUCGAAGUCCUGAAUGAUCCGUUUUCAACGGGUCAAGUGGAGUUGAAACAGAGUUGGUUUCUGGCCGAUGGAUCCAAGGAAACAGGUGAUGACGCAAAGGUGUGGUUCUGCCCCGUGAUUGUGGCCACGGACAAAGGUGAGGCUCCAGUCUCGUUCUUGGAGCAAAAGACUGGGAAAGUGGAUUGUGCAAAUUUGGCAGGAGCUUCCUUCAUGAAAGUGAACUUUGGACAGCAUGUGCCUGUGCGAGUACUUUACCCUGAGCCAGUUUUCAAGCGAUUGGUGCAGAAUCUCAAGGCCAUUCCAGCUGAGGAUCGAAUUGGACUUCUGUCCGAUACCUUUGCCACUUGUAAGGCAGGCGGUGCAGAUCCAGGAUUUAUCGUGGAUCUUCUGUCUGGCUUCAAAGAGGAGUUAAAUCACAACGUGUGGUCCGAGCUUUCGGCUUGUUUGGGCGGACUGGAGAAGAUCAUUCUUCAAGGUUUGGACGAUGAUACCGGCGCAGCCUUCCAGGACUUCUGCAGUAAGCUCGUGCUCCCAGCCUUCAAAUAUAUCGGCUGGGAUCAGCUGCCAUCAGAUGAUGACAACGCAAAGGGCUUGCGCAGCACCGUGCUCUCUGCUGUGGCAAAGUAUUGCUACAAGGACCCCAGUAUCUCAGCGGAAGCUGUGAAGAGAUGCAAGGCCUUUGUUGCAGAUCCCAACAAUGUGGCAUCGCUCAACGCGGACAUCCGCCUAGCAGUCUUUGAUGUGACUGUGAAAAGUGAGGGCGAUGCCAUGUUCGACGAGCUGAUCAAAGCUCAUGACAUGGUGAAGGAUGGAGCGGCCAAGAUUCAUAUCUAUGGAGCCUUGGGCAAGGCGCAAUCGGCCACUUUGAGGAACCGAGCCUUGGAGUUCAACCUCAGCGGCUCCGUCAGAUCACAGGAUCUGAUCUACAUCCCCAUGGCCAUGGCUUCGUCCGGAAAGGAUGGGGCCGAGGCGGUCUUCGACUGGAUGCAAGCCGAGUACGAGCGCAUCUAUGAAAUAAUUGGUGCGACCAGCAUGAUGCUGUUCCAGAACAUGGUGCGGGUCUCGGGUACAGGCUUUGUAACCCAUGAAAAGGCCGAUGCAGUGGAAAACUUUUGGAAAGCCAAACAGGUUUACCAAAAUGUCCAGAAAGCUUUGGCGCAAACUGUGGAGAAUAUUCGCUCCAACGCACUUUUUGUCGAUCGAUUGAAGAAUUCGAAAGCCGCAAAGGCACCCACCUGGGGAUCGGCCAUGGCAGACAGCCGUUUGUAG